AUGGCCUGCCGAAGGUGUUACGAGUGUGGUGACUUAGGGAAUUUCACUAGGGAGUGCCCCAGACAUAGGUUGAGUGGCCCACACUCAAGUUCUCAAGGUUCAGCAUUGAGAGCUGUUGCACAGACAGCUAGAGGUGGUGCACAGAGUAGUAGAGGGGGUUUUUCAGGUAGAGGAGGUACUCAGACAGGCCGUGGUGGUGGUCAUGGAGGCUCUCAGUAUAACAAUGGUCAUGCUCAAUUCUAUGCAUUCCUAGGUAGACUAGAGGCCAAGGCUUCUAAUGCAGUCAUUACAGGGAAUCCCUAG
Molecule: messenger RNA, 303 nt
Organism: Lycium barbarum (goji berry)
Lineage: Eukaryota; Viridiplantae; Streptophyta; Magnoliopsida; Solanales; Solanaceae
Product: H/ACA ribonucleoprotein complex subunit GAR1-like
Exons: 2
Coding region: 1-303 (100 amino acids)
Molecular function (GO): zinc ion binding; nucleic acid binding
Source: RefSeq, a predicted model, not a curated record